Messenger RNA from Thlaspi arvense, 702 nucleotides. Lineage: Eukaryota; Viridiplantae; Streptophyta; Magnoliopsida; Brassicales; Brassicaceae. The record is from the annotation of a GenBank genome assembly.
AUGCAUGAUGCGAAGAAUGAUCAUCUGAGGGACCUUGAAGGAGCAAAGGAGAGACUGACUCUGUGCAAAGCCGAUCUUCUAGAUUUCGAGAGUUUGCGCGAAGCCAUUAAUGGGUGUGAUGGGGUUUUCCACACCGCGUCCCCCGUGACCGAUGACCCAGAAGAAAUGGUGGAGCCUGCGGUGAACGGGACGAAGAACGUGAUAAUUGCAGCGGCAGAGGCGAAGGCUCGGCGUGUGGUGUUCACAUCGUCGAUCGGGGCGGUGACGAUGGAUCCCAAUCGGGACCCUGAGACGGUGGUCGACGAGAGCUGCUGGAGUGACCUCGAGUUCUGCAAAGCCACUAAGAACUGGUACUGCUACGGGAAGGCGGUGGCAGAGCAGGCGGCGUGGGAUGUGGCGAAGGAGAAAGGGGUGGACCUGGUGGUGGUGAAUCCGGUGCUGGUUCUCGGACCGCUCUUGCAACCCAGUCUCAAUGCCAGCAUCAUUCACAUUCUCAAGUACCUCAACGGUUCCACCAAUACCUACACCAACUCCGUCCAGGCCUACGUGCAUGUGGAGGACGUGGCGCGGGCCCAUAUUCUGGUCUACGAGACUCCCUCCGCCUCCGGCCGCUACUUAUGCGCCGAGAGUGUGCUUCAUCGGGGAGAUGUGGUGGAAAUUCUGGCAAAGUUCUUCCCGGAGUACCCCAUUCCCUUGAAGUAA